CCUGUGCCGGCCGCCGUCGGCCGUCUCCCGGGGUGACGGGCUCGGUGCGGCGUCCCUGCGGCCGCGGAGCAGCGCCUCACCGGGAGCGGCCCCUCACCGGGAGCGGCCCCUCACCGGGAGCGGCCCCUCACCGGGAGCGGCCCAGCGCAGCCCGGAGCUGACGCCGGUCCCCGCCGGCUGCCGCCGCCGUGGCGGAGCGCUCCGGGCCGCGCGCAGCCGUUGAGCUGCGGGGCCUCGGCGGAGGCAGCGGAGUGACAAGAAAGACCUUGGCUCUGAAGUCCUCUGCCAGUUGAGUUGCUCUGGCCUGCCCACAUCAUUCCUGCAGCUUUGGUGGCUCUGGAUGGCUGGUGAAGAGGGAUGUUCAAUCUAAUGGCCAAUUGCUGCAACUGGUUGAAACGGUGGAGGGAACCUGUCAGGUAAACUACCAUGGAGAUGAGUGGAAGUGAAAAUGCAGGGAAAUCUUCCUGUAAGAAAAAUGUGAUCAGAAACAUUUAACAAGGAGAGUCUCCUGAAGAUGUGGCUCCCACAGUUGGGUUUUCCAAAAUUAAUCUUAAACAGGGACGCUUUGAAGUCACCAUCUUUGAUUUAGGAGGUGGAAAACGAAUCCGGAAUAUCUGGAGGAAUUACUAUGCUGAGUCCUACGGUGUCAUAUUUGUGGUGGAUUCCAGUGACAUUGAAAGAAUGGAAGAAACAAAACAAGCCAUGAUAGAAGUGUUAAAAAGCCCUAAGAUAUCAGGAAAACCUGUGUUAGUGCUGGCAAAUAAGCAGGACAGAGAAGGAGCUCUGUCAGAGGCAGAUGUAAUCGAGUCCUUAUCUCUGGAAAGGCUGGUUAAUGAACACAAGUGUCUCUGUCAAAUUGAGCCUUGCUCAGCCAUCAUGGGCUGUGGGAAAAAAAUUGACAAAUCAAUCAAAAAGGGAUUAUUUUGGCUUCUCCAUAUCAUAGCAAAAGAUUUUGAUGCCUUAAGUGAGCGCAUCCAGAGAGACACAACAGAGCAAAAAGCACUUGAGGAGCAGAAGAAACUGGAACGGGCUGAGCGAGUCAGGAGGAUACGGGAGCAGAGGGAAAAAGAAGAAGGAAAUGCACCUGAGGAGGAAGAGCCUGAGCCUGGGAAAUGUGAAAACCCCUUCCAGCCUAUAGCUGCUGUAAUCUCUGAGAAUGAAAAACAGCUGGAAAAGGAAAAGAAGAGACAAAAGUUGGAGACUGAAAAGGCUACAAUUGCCUUGAAAUCCCAAGCAGAGCAGGACCACUUAUCAAGUAGCAGUAGCCAAAACACAAAUGACAGCAGGCAGGAAAGGUGCAACUCUACAACUGCCCAGCUUUUGCAGCAUGCAGAAGAGAGUGACCAACAAGCCUCAGAAUGCCUUGACUCAGAUAACAACAAGAAAAAAAGUAAAAAACCCAAAUUAAAAAGGGGCCACAGAGUAGAACCUGUUAAUACAGAGGAAUCUCUUCCCAAGAAUCCUACACCACCAGCAGCCCUUCCACCAGUUGGAUGGGGAACUCCCAAACUUAAUAGACUUGGAAAACUUGAGCCUCUUGGUGAAACACAUCAUCCUGAUUUCUAUGGAAAGCCUCUGCCCCCGCUGACUCUACGCCAAAGACCCAACAGUGAUACCCAUGAUGUCAUUGCUUAACUGGAGCACAAAGAGAAUUUUAAAAAACAUAAAUUAAGAAUCCUAUCUUUUUUUUUUUUUUUUACCCUUGAAGGAAAAUUUUUUGUGUGACAUUUUAUCAGCAUGUGACAACUAAACAUGGAAUUCAUCCUGUUGUGCUUAAUGGUCAGACUUUGUAAUUUACUUUUCACAUCACCAGCUCUUCUUCAGGAUUUAUUUGGUUUACUUGUGAAAAGACAUGGCUGUAAACCUGAAGAAAAACACCUUCAAGAUCCCAUAAUACUGGAUUGUACAUUCCCACCGAGACCUUUCUCCAGGUGCUGUGCAGGUGUUGGUAUUUUUUCAGGGAAUAAAUUAUUCUAAAGCAUUUUGUAAGAUUCCUGUAUGAUAGGGUGAAUAUAGAAAGGUUAAACAAAUAUUGAAUAUAUUUUUCUACCUUUUUAUAAAAUUAGUUGAAAUUUUUGAGUGGAGCUGUGUUCCUACUACCAAUAAAAUGAUAUGUAGGGAGCAUUAGAAAGCUGAUAGUCAAGUGCACAAAAACAAAGUGUGUUUGACUCUUACACUUCUCUUACAGUACCAAUACCUUUUCUUAGGUAGUAUUUACAUAUUUCAUAUUACUGGCAAUCUGAAGCAGAGGGUACAAUAAGAAAAUUUAAAAUAAAUACAUUUUAUACAAAAUAAUGCUAUUUGAACUGUCUGGAAGUUUUCUUAUCAGUUGUUUUCUUUGUUUUGUUAUCUGAGUUUGACAUAGGUAAUAAAUAUUGUGGGAAAAAAAUAGAGUUGAAUACUGUAUUGUCUACUACAACAAACGAGAAAAUUCACAGAGUGGGAAAUUUGCACUAAUCAAAUCAUCAGGUUUGAUGGGAAACUGAAUCAACCAGUAUGCAGAUGAUCUCCCUCAGUUUUUAAUCUCAAUAAUACUAAAAUAUCAUCUUGCAAACUGAAGAAACCCUGGGUUUUUAAGGAUUUCUUUAACAUUUCCAUAUAAUGUGUUGAAAAUCACAUACAAGUGAUACCUAAACAAGAAGGGUUACAAUUUGUUAUAUUCCUGUUUAAAUGUUUUUACUGUUCCAUUGGAGACAACCAGUGGUGUAUUUGUAAAGGUUCAUUGUUCUGCCACUUAAUGACAGACAGGAUGAAGCUCUUGUUCAGGGUUUUUUUGGGGAAGCAGUAUUUGGUAAUUUUAUAUUAUGGUCUGUUGUCAAUAAUGCAGUUUUACCAAAGGAGUUGAGAUGUUGAAACAAUGUGGUGUGUUACAUGUUCAGCACUUUGAUAUUGGAAAUCCUUGCCAUGCACCCCUUGCAGCAAGGAGCUGCACAAACAUCUGCCAUAUGAAAAUGAAAUAAUACAGAUUUUUAAAGAGUGAGAUGGAAUCAGUCUUAAGGAUACUAAGUUUGGAAUAGGUGGAGAGGUUUAUUCCUCUUUGUUUGCUGAUUUAGGGAAAGGAGGAAACAAUUUCUAUGUGACCACCAGCAUGAGAAUACUUCUCUUGUAUUCUAAUACUGGAACAUGAUUCAGUUGAAUUUUUCUCAGGAUUUGGUCAUUUUCCCUUCAGACAACACAAUACUAAGUGGAGGGGAGGUUGCACAAAAAUGUGUAUGUGCAAUCUCAACUUUACUAACACUAGCUGUUACCACUUAAGUUUUUGGCUUAAAGGCUCUACUUUUGCAGACUUACUUUUUUACAGCUCCAAUUUCUAGGAAUGUAUUACACUUUUGUUUUCCCUCUUUCCUAAAAUAAAUCAUGGAAGUCUUUAUUAAAAAGAAAGCUAAAUACUGCUGUGGUAACAAAUUUGAGAAACUAAAGUGUUGAUGCUUAUAUAUGAACUGUGUGUUCUGUGUGUUGUGUGUGUGGACAUAUGUAUCAUUUUUGAUUAUUGCUUUUAAAAUAAAUUUUACCAGUAUGUGACCAAAGUACUCAAAAAUGUUUUAUAAGUUUUUGUUUUAUUAAUAUGCUUUGUAAUUAUUUACUAUGCUGGUUUUUUUUUUUCAGUAAUUUAUACUGCUAUGACUUUUUAUUUGCUGAAGAUGACAUUUAUGUAUAGAAUAAAACUAAUGCAAA
Messenger RNA from Pyrgilauda ruficollis (rufous-necked snowfinch), 3675 nucleotides. RefSeq names its product ADP ribosylation factor like GTPase 13B (gene ARL13B). Gene Ontology annotation, biological process: receptor localization to non-motile cilium; non-motile cilium assembly. Gene Ontology annotation, molecular function: GTP binding; GTPase activity. NCBI's taxonomy places the organism in Eukaryota, Metazoa, Chordata, Aves, Passeriformes, Passeridae. Gene Ontology annotation, cellular component: motile cilium; non-motile cilium; ciliary membrane. The transcript has 12 exons. The record is from RefSeq and is a predicted model, not a curated record.